AUCUCUUUUCAGGGUAAAAGCAGAAUCAAACAUCACCAAAACAAUAACCGAUCAGAAUAUCUCCACUUCCGAUCAUCACCCCACAGACAAAUCACAAUGGGUAAUUUUUUGGUCCGUCUCUCUGAAUCCCCAAGAGAUUCAAAUGCACUGCAAAGCGUUUUAUCUCACCCUGGAAACAAUUCGAUCACAUGGAACACGACUGCCACUUUCCCCAAUGUCACCUCUACGUCCCCGAUCAGAUGGGCACACGACCCCACGAGCAUUACAAUAACCACCACCACUGCCGUCCCCACCCCGAACUCUACCCUCUCUGCUCGGUCAUGCAAUCUCCGAAACUGUUCGGAUUCCCAAGCUUCAUACGAGAUGAGUCUCCGCGGGGACGUCUUCGGCGUGAACCCAUUUUUGUACGCCGACAAAUCCUUCUUGCAUAUCAACUCCUCGCACUUACCGGAACCGAGAAACACCUACUUCGAUGCCCUCUCUCACAAUAUCACGGUGGACCCCUGCAAGAAGACCAACGAUGCUUUAGCAGUCCUUUGGGAUAUUUACCACCAGAAAACAAACGUUCCCGAGAGUUUACGCAAAACGAUGGUCACGUUUUUCCAGUGGUUAAAUAAGCAUGAUCCGUAUGUGUUGGGUUGCAUGACCCACGUCGAUGAAUCACUUAUAUACCACUACCAAGGGGCAUACUUCAUGGAACUGGGCUUCUUCCACGCAGCUCACAAUCUUGUCGGCAAUGCGCUCGCGGAGUGCGACAAGAUACCUAGCACAAAGCAGCAGAAAACCGUGACGUGGAUUGAAGUCGGAGUGCGAGGCAAUUUGCCUGAAGAGGUUGAUGGUUUCAAGGACCUGCUGGGGAAGUGCGAGCCGCGUACAGAUACACAUGUAGACAACGCAGUUCGAUGA
Periconia digitata is the source of this 906-nucleotide messenger RNA. The record is from the annotation of a GenBank genome assembly. NCBI's taxonomy places the organism in Eukaryota, Fungi, Ascomycota, Dothideomycetes, Pleosporales, Periconiaceae.